CAUUGUUGAUUUUAUAUAUAUAUAUAAUAUUACGUUGAAUAAAUAAUAUUUUUGCCCCAUAGGAUACUAAACUAUGCCCCCUAAUGUAUAAGAGCAGUUAAAUUUUCCCCAAAAAUUAUUUCAUCCAUUGAAUAAUACCCCUUCUGUUAGGAUUUGUUUAAUUUUGCUGUGUAAUGAGUGAUGUGGCAUAACACCUUUGGGUAGUUGAGAGAUUAAAAGAAUAUUGAAUACCCCUCAUUCAUUAAACGUAAAGUUCACAUUUUUUUUAAAACUAAAUUCAUUUAUUUUCUUCAUUGUAAAACCUAGGUCUUAUUUUCUUCUCUUCACUACAAAGAAUUAUUCAAUGUUCUCUCUUCUUCAUAUUCUAGCAAUUCUUGCAAGAGUGAGAGAAGGCAUGAAGAAAGGUUAAAAUGAGCAAACCCAUUUGUGACUGUGGGUGGGAUUCUAUUGAACACACAUCAUGGACUGAAGGAAAUCUGGGUAGAAGAUUUUAUGGGUACCCAAGAUAUAAGAGAAAUGUUGAAAAUGGGUGUCGAUUUCUGAGAUGGAUAGACCCUCCAUCUCAUAAGAAUGAACUAGUUCAAAGGUUAGAUGAGGUUGAGGACAAUCUAAAGCUACUACACAAUAUUUUUGAAAGAAGGGAGAAAGAAGUUAGAGAAUUGAUGAAGUUGAUGAAAUAUUUAAAGUUUGGCAUCUGUAUUUCUGCUGCACUUUUUGCAAGUUUGUUGUAUUUAUUAGUUACAAGUGUUUAAUGAAUUUGAGAAGCCAAAUCUAAUAUGAAAUGUGAUUUUUUGUUGAUUA
Molecule: messenger RNA, 801 nt
Organism: Humulus lupulus (European hop)
Lineage: Eukaryota; Viridiplantae; Streptophyta; Magnoliopsida; Rosales; Cannabaceae
Exons: 2
Coding region: 411-752 (113 amino acids)
Molecular function (GO): zinc ion binding
Source: RefSeq, a predicted model, not a curated record